AGUUUCACCUGAGAGCAAAACAGGCAAGCAGCAGUGAAACAGUGAAACAGUGACAGGCCUCAAAGGAAUCACAUUUAAAUUGGACCUGAUCUCUUUAAGGGAAUGGAUCCUACAGGCUGGAGAGCGUGGCUGGAGCUGGCUGUGCUGUUUCUAAUAGCCGUUCACCCGAGGACAGAGGCGAUGCAGAUUACAUCAUCGGGGCCGCAGACUGUUCAGAAAGCAGAAGGGGAGACGGUCAGCCUGGGGUGCACCUACACCCCGGCAGCGGGGGACACAGGAGACCUGGACAUAGAGUGGUCCAACGUCAGCCCUGACAUGACACAGAAAGACCACCUGAUCUUAUCAUACACAGUCACUGAAACGCACAUCCAUGACCCAGACCUUACCAAAAGGUUGAAGUUUUCCACAGACCCAAAGCAGGGGGAUGCUUCCAUCACCAUCUCAGCUCUGACAGCUUCAGACACGGGAACCUACCAGUGUAAAGUCAAAAAGGCACCGGGCGUGGACAUGAGAAAAGUCACACUGGUUGUUCAAGUUCCCCCCUCCGUGCCAAAGUGUUGGGUUGAAGGCGGAGAGGAGAAAGGAUCUACGGUGUCCCUCCGCUGUAAAUCCUCCAAGGGAACCAUCCCUCUCAGUUAUGUGUGGAAAAGAGAGAGCGGGGGCGCCAUGCCAACCACCGCCACCCAAGAUCCGGAGACCGGAGAGCUCCUCAUAAAGAACCACACAGACAGUAACACCGGGACGUAUGUGUGCGAGGUGAAAAAUGCAGUGGGCCAGGCGCAGUGCAAAUACAAACUAAAUGCAUACAACCCUACCAAUAAAGUGGGCGUCAUAGUCGGAGCGGUGAUAGGCGCCCUGCUGCUCCUCCUCCUCCUCCUGCUUCUCAUCUGGCUCCUCAUCUGCUGCUGCCAAAAGAAGCGCUACCAGAAGGAGGCAGCAAAUGAAAUCAGGGAGGAUGCCCCUGCUCCCGAGAGCAGACCCACCAGCAGGCACUCCAGUUUCCAGUCAGUAAUGGGAUACCGUACCCACCACGGGGUGCAGUACAGUUCAGUGAGGGGUAACCUGUCCGGGAUCCACGAAUCGGGCCCCAUCUUCACCGCUGGCAGCAAUGCACCGAGCACGGCGGGAGGCAGAACUUCUCUAAAAUACGACCAUCAGUACGGAUACGCCGUCUAACUGCAGGAUGGAUUAUUCUUUGACCAACUGUAUAAAAUGUAAAAUAUGAAAAUGCACUGUUAGGGAAAUGCUCUUUAAAACAUGGGAAGGACUGGUUCUCAUCAUUUAAGCACAAAUUUAGCUGAAUUUUUAUGUAAAAUGUAUAAUAUCAAAGGUUUAUAUAAUUCUUUGAGGUGUUUUUUUUUUUUUACCCUUGACAUGAGAGUAAUGUUUGUUUU
Molecule: messenger RNA, 1394 nt
Organism: Cyprinodon variegatus (sheepshead minnow)
Lineage: Eukaryota; Metazoa; Chordata; Actinopteri; Cyprinodontiformes; Cyprinodontidae
Gene: vsig8b
Product: coxsackievirus and adenovirus receptor homolog
Exons: 8
Coding region: 103-1176 (357 amino acids)
Source: RefSeq, a predicted model, not a curated record